UAAAUAUAUAUACCCAUCAUGCAUCGAGCUGGGCUCAUGGAGCUCCGUCGUCCGUCCCCUAGCUAGCUAGCAUAUAUCACAUAGCAUAGCAUGCUAGUACAUAUAUAGAGAGAGUAUCCGCAAGACAGGAAUCGAGGACGAGAUCGAUUAAGCAGCAGAUUAAUUGAUCAUGGCUGCCGGAGACGAAGCCGCCGCCGCCGCCUCCACCGUGGCCGUCUCCCUCAACAACAACGACAAACCCCGCCGCCACCACCCCGCCGCCUCCGGCAAGGAGGAGAACCGCCACCGCCCGUGGGCGAUGCUGACGCGCUUCCACGCCGGCUACUUCCGUAUCAGCCUGGCCCUCAGCGGGCAAGCCCUGCUGUGGCGCACGCUCACCAGCGACGACAACUCCUCCACGGCCACGGAGCUGCGGCCCCUUCCCCUGGUGCGCUCGCUUCCCUCCGCCGCCUUCCUGCUGCUCUGGUCGCUGGCGCUGCUCGCCCUCCUCGCCCUCGCCGCUCUCUACGCCGCCCGCUGCCUGCUCCGCUUCCACGCCGUGCGCGCCGAGUUCCGCCACCACGUCGCCAUGAACUACCUCUUCGCCCCCUGGAUCUCCUGCCUCCUGCUCCUGCAGUCGGCGCCCUUCCUGCGCCCGGACGCGCCGCCCUACCACCUGCUCUGGUGGGCCUUCUCGCUGCCCAUCCUGGCGCUGGACGUCAAGAUCUACGGGCAGUGGUUCACCCGGGGCCGCAGGUUCCUCUCCAUGGUGGCCAACCCGGCCAGCCACAUCACCGUCAUCGGCAACCUCGUCACGGCCAGGGCGGCCGCCAAGAUGGGCUGGCACGAGGGCGCCGUCGCCAUCUUCGCCGUCGGGGCCGCGCACUACCUGGUGCUCUUCGUCACGCUCUACCAGAGGUUCCUCGGCUCCGACUCGCUGCCGGCCAUGCUUCGCCCGGUCUUCUUCCUCUUCUUCGCGGCGCCGAGCAUGGCGUCGCUCGCAUGGGACGCCAUAUCCUCCUCCUUCGACACCUGCUGCAAGAUGCUCUUCUUCCUCUCGCUAUUCCUCUUCGCGUCCCUGGUUUCCCGUCCGGCCUUGUUCAAGCGCGCGAUGCGGCGGUUCAGCGUGGCGUGGUGGGCCUACUCCUUCCCUCUGAGCGUGCUGGCGCUGGCGUCCGCCGAGUACGCGCAGGAGGUGCGGCAGGCGGCGGCCAACGGGCUCAUGCUGGUGCUCGCCGUGCUGUCCGUGGCCGUCACCCUCGCGCUCAUGCUCUUCACCGCCCUGCGCACCGCCGACCUGCUGCCGCACGACGACCCCUUCGACCACGGCUGCCCGCAGCUACCUACAUAAUAUCUUGGUCAUUAUAUAUAUAUAUUGCUCUAGAUAUAUGUACAUGUAUGUAUGUGCGUGUGUGUAUUGUAGAAUAACAAAAUUGGCGUAUAAUGGAUUGAAUGUAUUGAGAUCUAGACCGGUAUAUAUAGAUACAUAACUUGGAGGGCAAAGAGCCUCUCGUACAAGUAUGGUAGGAUAUGGAGAUAUCCCUAAUAUAUGCAUAGCUUCCACAUAUACGUAUAUCUGUAUGAGAGUAUAUAUGUAUCAUGUACGUACACUCUUGUAUAUAGUUAUAUAGAUAUAUACAUUUAUACACAUA
Messenger RNA from Panicum hallii, 1631 nucleotides. Its product is annotated as S-type anion channel SLAH4-like. The record is from RefSeq and is a predicted model, not a curated record. Bases 170 to 1330 code for a protein of 386 amino acids. Gene Ontology annotation, cellular component: membrane. Gene Ontology annotation, biological process: transmembrane transport; intracellular monoatomic ion homeostasis. Gene Ontology annotation, molecular function: voltage-gated monoatomic anion channel activity. The transcript has 2 exons. NCBI's taxonomy places the organism in Eukaryota, Viridiplantae, Streptophyta, Magnoliopsida, Poales, Poaceae.